This is a messenger RNA of Amphibalanus amphitrite, 3963 nucleotides long. Its product is annotated as dynein regulatory complex protein 1-like. Gene Ontology annotation, biological process: axonemal dynein complex assembly; cilium-dependent cell motility; regulation of cilium movement. NCBI's taxonomy places the organism in Eukaryota, Metazoa, Arthropoda, Thecostraca, Balanomorpha, Balanidae. The record is from RefSeq and is a predicted model, not a curated record. The transcript is spliced from 11 exons. Gene Ontology annotation, cellular component: axoneme; axonemal dynein complex. The coding region runs from base 1198 to 3429 and encodes 743 amino acids.
AGUCCUCCAUAACUCACACAGCUGAUACCGUAUCGGCGGGCUCCGACGGCAGGGUUCCACCCGUCCACGGCUUCCCAGGAGCCCGGGUGGCGGCACAGUCACAAUACCAGCACAGUGUGUGCAUCACAACGGGAUCGUGUCUGUGUUUUGGUGAGAGUGUGGUCCUUGGAUUGUGUGGACAGCCUCGGCGGCUCCAGUCGCGGGGAGAGAGCAAGGUCCCCGGCUUGUGUAGCCAGUCUGUGACUCGGCAAGGGACAGUGAUUCUAGCAUGGUUCAGGCAGGUGAUUCCCGUGUGGCUCGGGGCUGUGGCCGCUGGCGGCAGUGUGAUGUCUCUCACAGUGGUGAGAGCGGUGAGUUUUGUGAGUGGUAGGUGACUCACGUGUGGUUUCGCUGUGAGCUGGCCAAAGAGCGAUUGGUAGGUAAAUGGACGACGGGCGCCGGCUGCCGGGACUCCAGGGUUGUGCCCUCAGUGUCCUUCGAGAUGGACUUUGUUUCAAUUUUGUUUUGAGACAGCGUAUCUCGCGUCUAAGCGCAGACGUGAUUAUUCAUCAGUGAAUGGAAAGUUGCUAGUCGUUUUCAAUAAAAUAACGGCUGUUUUACAUCAUGUUUGGUGCUGCUGCGUAGAACGAUUUAGCGUGACAUGAGUACUGUGUUUUUCGCAUUUAUGGAGGCCAACAUUUGAUCGUUAGCAUGGUAUUCUAGGCUAUGAGGUCGGCGACUCGGCGGGUAAGCCUAAACACAGACAUCUGUCCGGUAGGCGGUGAUGUGACGUGCUUGAACGUUGAACGAACGAUUUCACCAGCUUCUGACAACGGCAGGUGCCCUAAACUCCACGGCACGCUUCCUGCGUACGGCGAUCGAUAUUUUUGCUGUUGCGAGGGGUACAGUUUCGCCGCCGGCAGGUGGGGAAGCAACAGGUUGCCGGAGCGCCCCUUCUGGUUACCAUGACAACAGCUCGCCCGUGUUAUCAAUGCGAGCCUUUCUCUGUGCUUUGGUACGACUGAAACUGAAAGCGAAUGUAACGUAAGAGACGACCUCAAAUAUGAGUUGAGUGAUCGAAAUAGCGAGCGACUGUGAACUGUUAUAAACGACCGACCUCGAAAAUUAUCGAUUAUCGACGAAACGAUACCUGACGAGCAGUCUGCCUUCCGAACGGUCUGCUGCAUCACAAAUAUCUUACGAUCUUAGCUCAUCGAGAUGGCCGACCGCGGCAAUAAGAUGGACGAGGAAGCCUUCAAGAACAGCAUGGCGGCCGACCUGGAGUCGGAGGACACCGCCGUACGCAUCAACGCGCGUCGGCUGCGCAUCCAGCGCUUCAAGGAGAGCGUGCGCCGCCAGGAGCAGCUGGCACAGUUGGGCCUUGGCUCCGCCCCUGUCGAGGUGCCGCUGGUGGAGCGGCAGCUGGCAGAGAGCGGUCAGAAGCUGGAGAAGCUCGAGGACGACGGUCUGGAGAUGGUGACCAACGUGCCGGUGGCGUUCCAGGGCCGCGAGGCCGACCACCGCGCCAACACGGAGCUCAGUCUCAAACAGCGCCAGGAGCGACUCAGGGAGGACGCCGAGCUGAGCGAGCAGCGCUUCAACGACAUCUCCGAGCUCUGGGACAGCGCCAUCGCUCGCGCUCCGAGCCGUCUGCACGCCCACCUGUGCAGUCAGCGGGCGCUCUGUGACCAGCUGCUGGCACAAAAGGACCAGGUGGUGCGCAGUCUGGAGGCCGAGCUGCGCUGUAUGGAUGACGAGUACAACCUGGAGGUGACGACCCACGGUCAGGACACGACGGUGCUGAUCCAGCGUAUGAAGGACCAGCUGGUGAUCCUGCGGAACGCCUACUCCCGGGAACUGGAGGACAUCUAUGGCGCCAUGAAACAGGACCUGGACGAGACGCGCGGCCACCACCAGGAGGGCUGGCAGGAGAAACUGGACGAGAUCGUUGCCCUGGAGGAGAAGCGGCUGGCCAGCUACAUCCAGAUGACUGAGGACCACGAUCAGGAGAUGCACGCCGUGUACUGCGAGGACGCCGACGAGUACCGACAGAUGCGCAGUACUCUGGAGAAGGACGUGGAGCUGCUGCAGCAGCAGCUGGAGCAGCUCAAGGCCGCCUGUCUGCUCAACACCGAGAAACUCGAUUACAACUACCAGGUGCUCCGCCGUCGCGACGAGGAGUCCACCAUCACCAAGUCGCAGCAGAAGAGGAAGCUGAACAAGCUGCAGGACGUGUACAACGGGUUGCGGCAGAAGCUGGCGGAGCAGGAGCGCAGUCAGCGGGUGGAGCUGCAGCAGCUGACUACCGACAUCAGACGCCUGACUGACAUGCUGGUGGACGUGGGUGAGCGGAACCAGCACUUUAUCGCCGUGCACAGCCGCCAGCUGCACCAGAUCUUCCAGAUGACGCACGAGAACUGCCGCCGACAGCUGGACAAGGUCAUCCGCGCCGACAAGGUCAUCCACGAGCAGCAGCUGGGCCUGCCGUUCACCCCGCCCGCUCUGGACCAUCUGGCGCCGCCCGAGAUGAAGGCCGACUCGGCGAUGGAGGUGGUGCGCGAGGCGCUGGCCGGGCCCGGCUCCGACUCGGAUCGGCCGUCCUCGUCCGGCGGCGGCGACGGUCCGCCGCUGUCUGCUGUGCUGGCGCCGGGCCCGCCGCUGCUGCGGCGACUGCUGCUGCUGCUCGGGGACGAGUCGGGCUUCCUGGUGGAGCGCCGGCUGCACCGUCUGCUGGCCGGUAUUGAUGCCGAGGAUGCCACUCUGCUGCGGUUGGACGCCGUCCUGGCAGCGCUCGGUGUCCGCACGCAGAUCGACCUCGACCAGCUCUGCAAGUACUUUGUCAGGUACGCCACGCCGGUGGCCAGCCGCGAGGAGCUGCCGGCCGUGCCGGGCUCGCCGCCCCCGGUGCCCGCCCACGCGUACUCGUCGCCGGCGCUGGCGGUGGCCUCUCGGUCGGGCAGCGCCGCGCCGUCCGUCCGCAGCGCUCCCAGUCGCGAGAGUGGCGCCGUCGGGUCCCUGUCCGACCUGAUCGGCGACGACCGGCCGCCCUCCUCCGGUGACAGCUCGCCGCCCGCCGACCGGCUGCUCGUCUCUCCGGACGGGGUGCUGCACGCGCUGGCCGACUUUCUGCAGGGCCAGCGGCAGCGCGCCGGCGCCGCGUCCGGCAGCGUGGCGGCGGCCGCCGAGAACUCGGCCUCGGCGGCCGGCCGGUGGGCGCGCCUGCCGCCGCCGCCCACCGACGCCGACUUCUGGCAGCGCUUCCUGCACGUGCAGCCGGAGAGCCAGCGGCGGCUGUGGCGCGCGCUGGCCGGCGGCCUGCAGCGCUACAACACGGUGCUGCAGGAGCGCCAGCAGUUGCGGCUGCAGGUCAUGGAGCUGGGCCAGCAGAACGCCGAGCUGCGCACGCUGCUGCACUCGCACCUCAGCCGGGCGCAGGGCGGCAGCGGCUGACGGCCGGUCUACUGACGGCCAGCUGCUGGAAACUGGUACGGACUGAGCUGGAUGUGCAACGCUGACGGUGGAUGACCGAGUACUAAUGAUCAGGUGUGAAAUGUGGAUCAUUGGCAUCGAUAUUGAUCUUUAUUUAUUUCAUAAACUCUUCAUUUUAAGAGUCGUAUUUAUUUACACGCGCCUCUAGUUGAGUGAAAUCUAGUGAUAUUAGCGACGAAUUGGGAACAACGUUAGUUGCUAACGGUAACUCAUCAUUCACAUUGGCUAAUAUCAAGAGGCAAUUUUUACGAAUUAUUUUUAGGAUAUUUAAAUAUAGGUAAUAGUUCAUAGUUUUAUAUUGGUGCAAUUAUAAAUCCUUACGAAGGGGUCUGCGCGAUCAGCACAGCUACGGUUUAAUUACUUUUCGAUAAAUACGUUGAUUUGUGAUGAGUGAUGACUGAUGCUUGCAAAAAUUAUAAUUCUCAAGCCAUGCUGAUUAGGUGCCCCAAUGUUGAGCUCAGCACGCCAUUUGACGAAUAAAACCUGACGACAUCG